UUUAUUCACUGUGGACUUUUUGCUCUCUCUUGCAGACAACAUGACAUUUUGAUGUGGUAAAAAAUGAACAAACCCAAAAUGGCCUCAGAGAAGGGUGUCCCCAGUAACUCCAGGGUACUGAUGCUUCUGGGCCAGCUUGACAGGAUGAACGGCGAGUCCAUGCUGAGGGACGUUGAAAUGGCAAGACAGGUCACAACAAAGAUCCUUCAUCUCAUACAGACACAGGAGAGGAGUGGGAAAGAGGUGAUGUCCAAAGGCUCCACUGGAAUGGAGGUCAUCCUGGCAUCACUUGAGAAUAGCAGAGAUGUCCAGACUACCCUGAACAUUCUUUACAUCCUCAGUGAGCUGCUGACUAUUGGCAGAGGGAGGAGAGUGGGUGUGUUUGUCUCCAAGGGAGGAACAGGAGUAUUAUUCCAGAUUCUGAUCACUGCCAGUAGAGAGUUUCUUCCCAGUGAAGAACUCAUGCUACAGCUUCACUCGCUGCUCGCCAAGGUUGGACCCAAAGACAGAAAGUUUGGAGUGAAGGCACGUUUGAGCGGAGCUCUGAACAUCACUGUGAACCUGAUGAAACAGAAUCUACUGAAUGCAAAACUACUUCUGCCCUGUCUGCAGGUUCUCAGGGUUUACUCCACUAACUCUGUGAAUGCUAUUUCACUGGGGAAGAAUGGUGUGGUGGAACUUAUGUUCAAGAUUGUUGCACCAUACAGCAAAAAGAACACCACCCUGUUAAAGGUAGCUCUGGACGCACUGGGAGCUCUGCUCAAAUCCAAAACAAAUGCUCGUCGUGCAGUGGACGGUGGAUUUGUUCCCGUCUUGCUCGCUCUGUACCUGGACUGGCAUCGCAACGACACUCGCCAUCGCCACAUGCUGAUUCGUAAAGGCCUGCUGGGCUGCCUCAGAAAUAUUACCAACAUCAAACUCGGCAGGAAGGCAAUCCUGGAGGCCGAUGGCAUGAGGAUUCUCUACAACUCAUCCACUGAGUGUCUCUCUGUGCGGACUUUGGAUCCUCUGAUCAACACUUCAAGUCUCAUCAUGAGGAAGUGUUUUCCUAAGAACCGUCUGCCUUUAGCGACCAUCAAGUCAACCUUCCUCUUCCAGCUACCUAAUGUUCCUGCUGGGGGCCCUGUGGCACAGCUGUACAACCAGCCACCUGGAGUGGACGAUGUGGUGGAUGAAAGUGAUGAUAACGAGGAGCCAGAAGCAGAUGCAGAUACUGAAAAUGACGACGACGAGAAGGAUCAUUGCAGUCUGAAUGAUGACAUAGAAACAGACCUGAACAAGCUCCAUCCCAAAAGGACAAUUGGACGCUCAUAUGAUGAGUUGAAGACCUAUCAGAGAUUUUUCUCUGAGCUGACUGAAGAUUUUCAGGGGUAUAAUUUUGAAUGCUCAAAAAGUGCCUCAACUAAAUCAUCUUCCUCAUCCCUCUCCUCAUCAACGGCAUCAUCUCGGCUCACUCGGCCAGUUUUAGUGCCCACAGCUAAAUCCCCAUCACAAAAGCAAACCCCGUCACCAAACUCUCGUGAGGAUUGCAACUCUGUCAAAAAACAUCAGACUCAGCUGUCUCCCUCUGCUCCUACUUCUACCCCACCUGCUUCUCAAACACCUUUAGACCUGGAUUCAAUUCUCAUCAACAAGGAUAAAGAUAAAAAAGAGGGAGCUAACACUCCUUCUCCAGAUGGACACACCACCUUUCCCUCUUUCUGCAGGUCUCCCUCUCAGGCUCAUGGGAUUGAAGAGGAACUAUCACGUCCACUGGAAUGUGUCUCUUUAGAGGACAAUCUGAAAACCGAAGUUGGAUCAGAGAGGGGGAAACGAGAAGGAUCUCCAGUCAACACUACAAGGCACAUACAGUCACCUUUGCUCUUGGGGGGCUUUCCAAUCCGUCGCGUGGGAGGAGGGGGCAGCAACUGGGGUUCAGACUGUGGCUCAGAGGGAGGUGAGGAUGAAUCGGGGGAAGGCGCAGUUCUUGAGGUGCCGGACACGGCUCAACUCCUCCCCUUGCAUGAUCCUGACCUUUACGUGCAGAUGGUGAAAGCAACUCAUUCUGUCCCCCAGUACGCUGAAGUGGCUUACCCAGAUUACUUUGGUCAUGUGGCUCCAACGUUUAAGGAACCUCUUCUAGAGAGACUUUAUGGUGUACAAAGGUCAAAAAUAUUUCAGGACAUUGAGCGGUUGAUUCAUUCUAAUGAUAUCUUGGAUAAAGUAGUUUAUGACUUGGACAUUACCAGUUGUCCUGUGAUUGAAGAAAAUGGUGAAUCACUGAAGUUCAACUCUCAGUUUGAGUCCGGCAAUCUCAGGAAGGCUGUCCAAAUUAGAAAAUAUGAAUAUGACCUGGUGCUGAAUUCAGAUAUCAACAGUAAUCACUACCAUCAGUGGUUUUACUUUGAAGUGAGCGGCAUGCGUGUUGGAACUUCUUAUCGCUUCAACAUCGUCAACUGCGAGAAGUCAAACAGCCAAUUUAACUAUGGCAUGCAGGUUCUGAUGUACUCUGUGCAGGAGGCCAUCAGUGGCCGGCCCUGCUGGGUCCGAACAGGAACAGACAUCUGUUACUAUAAGAAUCACUUUGCAAGGAGCUCCAUUGCAGCUGGUGGUCAGAAAGGAAAAUCCUAUUAUACAACGACCUUCAGCAUAAAUUUUACCCAAAAGGACGAUGUCUGCUACUUUGCCUAUCAUUACCCAUAUACAUACUCCACACUGAAGAUGCAUCUGUCCAAACUGGAGGAUUUGAGAACUCCUCAAAUCUACCUGAGACAGGACGUGCUGUGUGAGACCCUCGGUGGAAAUGACUGCCCCCUUCUCACUAUCACUGCCAUGCCCGAGUCCAAGUCCAGCGAUCACAUCUGUCAGUUCAGGAAUCGCCCAUUGAUCUUCUUGUCGGCCAGAGUGCACCCUGGAGAGACCAAUGCCAGCUGGGUAAUGAAGGGCACGCUGGAGUUCCUGAUGGGGUCCAGCCCACUGGCAGCCAGCCUCAGAGAGGCCUACAUCUUCAAAAUAGUUCCCAUGCUCAACCCUGAUGGAGUUAUCAAUGGCAAUCAUCGUUGUUCUCUGAGUGGAGAGGAUUUGAAUCGCCAGUGGCAGAACCCCAAUCCUGAGCUCCACCCCACCAUCUACCAUACUAAGAGCCUGCUGCAGUAUCUUGCAUACACACAAAAGGCACCACUGGUGUUCUGCGACUACCAUGGCCAUUCUAGGAAGAAGAACGUGUUCAUGUAUGGCUGCAGCGUUAAGGAGACCGUGUGGCAGUCCAACAUUAGUGCAAGCUCAAGUGAUUUACAGGAGGAUCUUGGAUACAGAACGCUUCCGAAGAUCUUGUCCCAAAUCGCCCCGGCCUUCAGCAUGGCGAGCUCCAGUUUUGUUGUCGAGCGCUCUAAAGAGUCGACUGCCCGUGUGGUGGUAUGGAGGGAGAUUGGAGUUCAGCGCAGUUACACAAUGGAGAGCACCCUCUGUGGCUGUGACCAGGGCAAAUAUAAGGGGCUUCAAAUCGGCACCAGGGAGUUGGAGGAGAUGGGAGCUCAGUUCUGCAUAGCCAUGCUGAGGCUGAAGAGGUUGACAGGGCUCCAUAAUCACCAACAUCUGCUGGAUUUAGAGAGUGAUAUCAUUGGGACCCAGACAAAAUCAGUCAGCAGCUCCACAACGACCUACGUGCUGGAGGAUGAUGAACCAUCCUUUCUGGAGGCGAUAGAUUACAGCGCAGAAAGCAACGAUGAGGAUGCAGAGCCUGAAAAUGAACUCUGCUGCGAAGUUCAGGAGAAUUUAGAACAGCUGUCGGACUCUGAAACCAACCAUAGGGUCUAGUGGUAAUUAACUUUGAACCUGCCAGGCUGACCUUUGAACUAGUCAGUGCUUGGAUUAAUAAGUGAACAAAGUUUCACAAGAGAAAUGGAAAGAAUCCUCACUCGUCACAGAUUCAUAGCUUAGAGUUACACUUGAACUUUUGAAUUUAUCAAGUCAGCUCAGCGUAGCCGACUUAUUGCUUCUAACGGUGCAAACACCAUCUGCCUUUGUCUUCAGAUAAAUUUAAGUAUCAGAAUAAAUUACAGUGAAGGUUUUUACCUUUAGUCACCAGAUCAUAUCAGAUUCAUAAACCUCAGACACCAUAUAUCCUCUGAGAUUUGCAUGGAAACAACAAACUCAAGCAGCAAGUAACACUUUAGUUUUUA
This is a messenger RNA of Nematolebias whitei (Rio pearlfish), 4160 nucleotides long. RefSeq names its product ATP/GTP binding carboxypeptidase 1 (gene agtpbp1). The transcript is spliced from 25 exons. Gene Ontology annotation, molecular function: metallocarboxypeptidase activity; zinc ion binding. Bases 64 to 3795 code for a protein of 1243 amino acids. The record is from RefSeq and is a predicted model, not a curated record. Gene Ontology annotation, biological process: protein side chain deglutamylation; C-terminal protein deglutamylation; proteolysis. NCBI's taxonomy places the organism in Eukaryota, Metazoa, Chordata, Actinopteri, Cyprinodontiformes, Rivulidae.